Messenger RNA from Baudoinia panamericana UAMH 10762, 2210 nucleotides. RefSeq lists its product as uncharacterized. Gene Ontology annotation, biological process: transmembrane transport. Bases 201 to 1994 code for a protein of 597 amino acids. The record is from RefSeq and is a predicted model, not a curated record. Gene Ontology annotation, molecular function: transmembrane transporter activity. The transcript has a single exon. Lineage: Eukaryota; Fungi; Ascomycota; Dothideomycetes; Mycosphaerellales; Teratosphaeriaceae.
CGCUCCUGAACUAUCGAUCUUGGUAUAAAGUGGUUCGCCUUCGCCACCUCACGACUCGUUUGUGUACUUUGUACGACCUCCGCCCACCCCACGAACAGUGACGAAUUGUGCAGAGUCUAAUUCACUACAGCGUCACAAACUCAAACUUGCGCUCGCUGGCAUUUGCACUUCACUCCCUGACGUUACCACACCGACCCACCAUGGGCCUCUUCAAUAAGAAGAAGCCUGCGACGGCAGAGGCACAAGCGGAGACCCCCAGACCUGGAUCCGAUGAAACUACACCUGCGGCGAGUGGCGCGCCAUCAGUAAUAGGCGAGAAGAAAGUCGAAACAGACGUCGCUGUCGACUCGCGAUUACACUCCCGAGAUGAUUCGACAGACCUGCCAGCUCUCAAAGAUGGCGCAGAACCGGAGACCGCCCUAAAGCGGGAAGAGGAACAAGAGCAAGAGGCAGAUGACCAGAUCGAAUACCCCAAGGCAUGGGCACUGACGCUCAUCACCAUCGCUCUGUGCCUUUCCGUCUUCUGCGUCGCUCUCGACAACACCAUCAUUUCCACCGCCAUUCCCAAGAUCACCGACGAAUUCAAAGCCAUCGACGACGUGGGAUGGUACGGCUCAUCGUACCUAUUGACGACCUGCGCGUUCCAGCUGUUCUUCGGCAAGCUCUACACCUUCCUCAGCGUCAAAUACAUCUACCUCGCCGCGCUCGUGGUCUUCGAAGUCGGCAGUGUCAUUUGCGGUGCCGCACCAAACUCCAACGCACUCAUUGUCGGCCGCGCCAUCGCAGGCUUAGGAUGCGCCGGCAUCUUCAGCGGUGCCAUCCUCAUCGUCUCGCUUACCGUACCGCUCAAGCAACGCCCGACUUACAUGGGUAUGAUUGGAGGCAUGUACGGCAUCGCCUCGGUUGCUGGACCUCUGAUGGGUGGCGCCUUCACCGACAAGCUGACCUGGCGAUGGUGCUUCUACAUCAACCUGCCCAUCGGCGCUGUCACGCUUAUCUUCAUCACGCUCUUCUACAAGCCAGGCAAGCGGGCGAAGCCGAUGGCCUCUUCUCUCAUGCAGAAGCUUGAGCAGUUUGACAUCCUCGGCCUUAUUGUGUUCAUCCCCAUGAUCGUUUGCUUGCUACUGGCACUGCAGUGGGGUGGCUCAAAGUACCCCUGGCACAACGGUCGUAUCAUCGCGCUCCUUGUCAUCUUCGCGGUCCUGGCCAUCGCCUUCGUCGGCAUCCAGAUCUGGAAGCAAGAUAACGCCACUGUCCCGCCUCGCGUUCUCAAGCAACGCUCCGUUGCCGCCGGCGCCUGGUUCUCCGCCACUCUCGGUGCGGCCUUCUUCGUCUUCGUCUACUACCUUCCUAUCUGGUUCCAAGCGAUCAAGGAAGUGUCGGCAGUCGGCAGUGGUAUUCGCAAUAUCCCCAUGGUCCUGUCUCUGGUUAUCUUCUCGAUGAUCAGCGGCAUUGCUGUGACUGCGCUGGGCUACUACACGCCCUUCAUCAUUGUUUCGAGCUUCUUCAUGGCCAUUGGUGCGGGUAUGCUGGCGACACUCACAACGCACUCUGGCUCCGGCGCAUGGAUCGGGUAUCAGAUCCUCUUCGGUGCUGGCGUGGGUUUUGGCAUGCAGAAUACGCUUGUCGCCGUUCAAGCCGUCUUACCACAAGUCGACAUCGCCAUCGGCACCGCCAUCAUCAUGUUCUCGCAGACGCUUGGAGGCGCACUGUUCAUUUCCGUCGCGCAGAACGUGUUCACGAACCGUCUACUGUCCAACCUAAAACAAGUCGUACCCGACCUCGACCCGGCUCUCGUUCUUGCAACGGGUGCAACGUCGUUGAAGAGUGUCAUUCCGGGGCAGUACUUGGGCGGCGUGCAGACCGCCUACAACUCGGCGAUCAUCUCGUGUUUCUACGUGGCUGUCGCCAUGGCUGCGAUGUCCAUCUUUGGCUCCGUUUUUAUGGAGUGGAAGAGUGUGAAGGGUAAGAAGAUUGAGAUGGCGGCCGCAUAGCGGCAUCUCCUUCUCUGGGUUGGAUGUUUUUGGGGUAUCACAGCGUGGCGUUGAGGCAAGAGCUAGAGGUACUUCUACCCUCGUGGCAGUGGCAUAGAUGCCGAUAAAGUUUAGACGAGUGUAAUACAUGAGGCAGACAACAUUGCAGCAUCACGUGUUUCGUCCGUUUCACCAUCGAUAGUGCAUUAAUCUCAGUCAAUGUCCAUGCGUUGGCGC